Messenger RNA from Drosophila miranda, 2689 nucleotides. RefSeq names its product arf-GAP with Rho-GAP domain, ANK repeat and PH domain-containing protein 2-like. The coding region runs from base 57 to 2132 and encodes 691 amino acids. The transcript is spliced from 7 exons. Gene Ontology annotation, molecular function: GTPase activator activity; phosphatidylinositol-3,4,5-trisphosphate binding. Gene Ontology annotation, biological process: signal transduction; positive regulation of GTPase activity. The record is from RefSeq and is a predicted model, not a curated record. NCBI's taxonomy places the organism in Eukaryota, Metazoa, Arthropoda, Insecta, Diptera, Drosophilidae.
GCGAAGGUCCCCUUGUGCGGUUUCCCUCGGGCGUGGUCGAAGAUAUACUUAAGGAGAUGCAGAACCGAAAGGCCAUACUCAGGGACCGCCAGUUCCAGACAUUUCUCGACCAUGAGAUGAAGACGCCAAGGGAGUCGAUACCCUUGGACACCAUAACCACGCUGCAGUGCGUCAGCAACAAUCGCGUCACGGACACGGCGACCCACUUUUACUGCUUCGAGAUCACGACAUCUCAGCCGAAAAACGGAGGCAACGGCAACGGAGUAAGCGACAGCAUGUCCUCGAAUCCCAAUCUGGUGAUGACCAGCAGCUCGUCAGGGAACGUCAAGCAGCAGCGGGUUUCCCAUCUGUAUGGCGUGGGCAAGGAGUCCGAGAGGGGCGUCUGGAUGCAGAAGAUCCUUGAGAGUCUCACCAACAGUAUGCCUGUCAAGUACACAUGCCACUAUUACCGCGCGGGCUGGUGCUACCUAAAAAACUCUAUCACGUCAGAGUGGAGUGGCACCUGGUUGGUGCUUCGCAAGAGCCAGCGACGUCUCAUCUUCGUGAGCGAGGCCACUGGGAAUGUGGAGAAAAUGGACUUGCGCAAGGCGCGAUGCAUAGUGCUCAAGGAGAGUGACGAGUCCAUCGACAACCUGCACGUGGGGAUCGGGCCAAUGCUGAUGAUUGACUGUCCGCCGUAUGCUGUCUACAUGAUCAUGAGCUCGGCACGAGAGACAAAGAUCUGGCGUCACAUCAUUCGGGAAGUGGCACACAACAACGGCUUUUCGCUGGGGGAUCAGCAGUUGACGCGGUACGAUGUGCCCGUGAUAGUGGAUAAGUGCAUUAACUUUGUGUACAUCCACGGGUCCAUGUCGGAGGGGAUCUAUCGCAAAUCAGGCUCGGAGAACUCCAUGCACAAGCUGAUGAGCGCCUUCCGAGCGGAUGCCUUUAAUGUGGAGAUCACCCGAAACGAGUACAAUGAGCACGACGUAGCCAAUGUCCUCAAGCGGUUCAUGAGAGACUUGCCCGAGCGCCUCCUGGGCAAGCUAACCGACAGCUUCGUCUUCGUCACCGAGCUGAAUUUGGCCGCCGAGAAGAUUCCCAUCUAUCGUGAGCUCCUCGCUCGCCUCUCGCCCAUCGAGCAUGAGACCUUGCGCCGGAUCGUGGGCCACCUGGUGUUCAUUAGCUCGCAGCAGACCAAGAACAAGAUGAGCGUUCAGAAUCUAACCAUGAUCUGGGGCCCAACGCUGCUGGCCAAGAAGAGCGAUGAGCUAAUCUACUCUCAGAAAGAGGCCGAUGUUCUCAGCGAUCUCAUUCUUCUGUACAAGAACCUAUUCCCCGUCAGUGCCGAUGAAAUUAAACGGGAGCAGGACAUGCUGGCAUGCCUGCAAAAGUAUUACGCUGCCGCCGAGACGCUCAAAGAUGCGGUCAAGCAGUCGGGGGACAUAAAGAUCUGGAUCAGCCUGAAUCCGAAUCCAGACAACAUCACAGAGGAAAAGAUGCAGGUGAACGCCACGAUUUCACCCACCAAAACCGCCUACGAGCUAUGUCGGGAAUAUUCCGUCAAAAUGCAACUACCAACCCAUCAACUGACGCUCUACGAGGUGAUACUGAACGGCAGCCUGGAGCGGCCCCUGCACCAUGACACAAAAGUGUUCGACGUGAUCCUUAACUGGUCGUACUGGCCGGAGGAAGAUCGCAAGCACAACUAUCUGAUGGUGCGGCCCAUUGAGAUGCUGCGCGAAAUACAGCGGGCGAUCAAGAAUCUGGCCACAGUGACGCCCGGCAAGGAGCUGCGCUUCGCCGACAAUCGCACCAAGACGUUCAAAUCUCUACAGUGCGAGCUGCGCGACGGCAAGAUUGUUAUUUCCAAGAAGGACAAAAACGACAAGACAACUAUUAUCAGGGAGAUAUUUCUGCAGAGCUGUACGGCGUAUGUUGGCUGUGAGCGCAAACGAGACUUUCCAUGGAGCUGGGCCAUCACUUUUGUCGAGCGCACCCAGGCACAGAUAAUGAGAUCGCGAGAUGCUCCCUACAUUGGCCAUGUUCUGGCCGGCAGCGAGUGGGUGGAUCGUACCAUUUGGUAUUCGAGCAUCUGGUAUUGCCUCUACGGUGACAAUAUUUUACCACCAGCUGAGAUCAUCCUCAAGUAAAGGAAGAUCUGAUCAGCCCUAAACCAUAUUUUUGUCUCUCUGUUGCAUUUCUUUAGUUAUUAUGUACAUACAUAGAUACUCUGAAUUUAUAUGAAAUAUGAUUAAUUUACGAUCCGAUUUUCACCAUCGUUGCACCCCGCCCCCUAACUUUUCGAAGUUUUUUUUUCCUAAACAUAAAAUGUCGAAUAGCUUGGAAAACAAUCUACAUAGUAAAUAAUACUAUCAUACUAAUGAUCCACAUUAUCUGUACAUAAUCAUAAUCGCCUAAAACCAAAAUUGUACAUUACCAUAAAAACAUUAUUUUUACUUCUUUGCAUAUGUAUGUAUAACUGAGUGUUCGAUACAGUCUAAGUAUCGAAAUUACUUUCUGACUACAUAUACUUUUGGCUACAUAAAGCCAAACAGGCAAUAUUUUCAUAUUUUUAAUAUCAUUUAUUAUAUAUUUAUAUAUAUACUUGUUUUAAUGGGGUCUGCGAUUAUAUACAGUACAUACAAAUAUUUUGUACCCAUUCAUUUUAGAAUCAACACAAUCCAGAAAAGGAAAUGUUGAAUGAAAA